This is a messenger RNA of Polistes dominula (European paper wasp), 1370 nucleotides long. RefSeq names its product Cytochrome P450 312a1. The record is from RefSeq and is a predicted model, not a curated record. Gene Ontology annotation, molecular function: oxidoreductase activity, acting on paired donors, with incorporation or reduction of molecular oxygen; iron ion binding; monooxygenase activity. Lineage: Eukaryota; Metazoa; Arthropoda; Insecta; Hymenoptera; Vespidae.
CUCUCAGUUCUUUAGCGACUGACCUAGCAGACAGAUCUGUAGAGUCAUUCCUUUCAAAGAUAAUAUUCCAAAACUUAUAUAAUUUGAAAGACGUAAUGUUUUUCACGGUCUUCUUGGGAUUGGUUUCAUUAUUAUUUUUAUUACACUGCUCUAUAAAAUACCGAAGAGUAACAAAAAUCGUUGAAGCACUUCCGGGACCAAAAGCAUAUCCCAUUAUAGGAAAUUUGCUUUAUUUUCAAGUUAAAAGAGAUAACAUUUUUGAACUUGUUUGUAAAACGGACAAGGAAUAUUAUCCAAUUUACAAAAUAUGGGCGUUUUUUAUCUCAACGGUAAUUUUACUUCAUCCAGAAGAUAUUGAGAAACGGCAAUGGGUAUCUCUUUACGGGUGAAUGACGAACAAAAGCUUAAAUAUCGCAACGCCGUUUAUGCUAUACUCAAUAUCAUUGUAAAAAGAGCUUCAAGACCUUGGUAUUUAUUAGACAAUAUAUUUGCAUUUUCAUCACAAGGACGAUUGCAAGAAGAACUAUUACAAACGUUGCAUGGUUUUACAAAAAAAAUAAUUGCAGAGAGAAAACUUUUUCACGAAAAAACAAAUGGAAAAUAUUUAAAAACUUUCGAAACGGUUGAAGAGAAUGACGUUUUUCCCGAAGGACACGAGGAGAAUAUCAAAAAUCCGACAUACAAAAAAAAACUUGCUAUGUUAGAUUUACUAAUAGCAGCUUCUUGGAAUGGAAAUCAAAUUGAUGAUGAAGGAAUCAGAGAGGAAGUGGAUACAUUUAUGUUUGCGGGUCACGACACUACUGCAAUGGCAUUGGUCUUUCUUUUGAGUCUUAUUGCCAAACACAAAGACGUCCAGGAACGUAUAAGAGAAGAAGUGAAUAGUGUUAUGAACCAAAAAAAUUACAAAAUGACGAUGUCGGUGGUUCAAGAAUUUUCCUAUUUAGAGAGAUGCAUAAAAGAAUCUCUACGUUUAUACCCAAGUGUCCAUUUUGUGGCACGAUAUUUAACUGAUGAUAUGCAGUUAAAAAAAUUUUUAAUCCCAGCUGGUACUAACAUUCGAAUUAACAUCUUUCAUUUACACCGAAAUCCAGAAUUUUGGCCCAAUCCUGAUGUUUUCGAUCCCGAUAGAUUUUUACCAGAAAAUAUUAGUAAACGUAAUGCGUACUGUUAUAUUCCAUUUAGUGCAGGAUUAAGAAACUGCAUUGGUCAAAAAUAUGCAAUGUUCGAAAUGAAACUUAUGGUUGCCCAUAUAUUACAUCACUUUUAUUUAGAGCCAGUAGAGGAUUUGGAUAACAUUAAAUUGAUGGGAGAUAUUAUUUUGCGACCAGCGAAACCACUUCAUGUCAAAUUUAUUCCGAUAAAAUUAUAAG